AAAAAAGUCGUACUUCGUAAUCUUUCGCGCUUAAAUAACAAAGGACAGCUGACGAUAGCACGAGUAUUAUUCGAUCGUUGUGUUAUCGACGGGUAUCGAUAACCAAGGAAACGCGUAAUUACAAGAUCUGCCGAGAGAGGGCGAUUUGCGAUAGGAGGAGUGGGAGAGCGGCGCGAGGAAGAAAAUGGCCGACAAGGCUACGGUAAAAGGGCAGGGACGUCGUGCGAGGUACGCGUUUCGGGAAGGAAAGAUGCGUGCGUCGCAGUGAAUCGCGCGAGAAGGAGCGUGCAGGAAGAAUCGGGAUAGUAAACGGAGCGUCGCGUGGUGCCGGUAGGUUUGUCCGAUCGACGAGACCUUAAUCGUGCGAGUUGGAUCGUUUAAAAAAAAGCGUUCGCGGGCCGAUCGUAGGCAACACACAUAGAGAGAGUGAGAAGGGCUCGCCAGAGAGAUAGAUCCAGUAUUUAUUUGGACUAUCACUAUUAUUAUCUACGAUGGCAGUUAGGUAGUUGUAAAAAUUGACCAAGGACAUUCAACAACUUCAAGCGUAUUUUUAUCAAAUUGAAGAUGUGAAGAGAACGUACAUGAUGAAGCCACAGAAGAAGGCUAUCGUUGCCCGAAAGGCAACUAAAAUGCCAACAAUCGCUAAAAAACGUCGCACUCUCUUGGAAAAGACCAUAUCAGAAGUAAGGAAGGAGAAGAAAUCUAAGAAGCAAGAUAAAUCGGAAGAUCUGAAAAGAAAGCAGGAAGGCGAGAAGAAGAAAGCGGAUAAGAUGGAAGACAAAAAAAAGUACGAAGAGAAGAAGAAGGUCGAAGAUAAGAAGAAGGACAAGUCGGAGAAAUCGGAGAAAAAGUGUAAUAAGGAUAACGAAAAGAAAAGCGAUAAAAUAAUCGAAGAAGAGAAAAUCGACAGGGGAGAGGAGAAGGAAGAUACGGAGGAGUCGCAGUUUGACAAUCAAGAUAAGAAGAAGGGACAAAAGCUAGAAGAGAGAAGCAAAGUCGAAAAACACUCUGUGGAUAAUAAAAAGAAAAUUGAAAAAUCUGAUGAUAGGAAAAAAUGCGGGAAAAUGGAUGAGGAGAGUGCGGAGGAUCAAGCGAAAUCUUUAAAUAUCGUAGAGGAUAAGGAUGCGCUUGAAGAUAAGACGGAUGUCCAAAGUUCCAGUUUGAAGAAGAGAGGCAAAGAGGAAAAGAAGAAGGAUACGAAGCUGUCCAAAAUGGACACGAAAGAAACAUCGAAGAACGUUCUAGCGAAGGACAAGAAAGGCGAUCGUAAAAAGAUUUCAGACAAAGAUACUGCCAGUCGGAGAAACUCUCCGACGAGAACAAAGAAAAACUCCAAGACCAAAUCAUCUCAAAAGAAAAGUAUUCCACGAAAAACGGUUUUAGCGAAAAAGCCUCACUUUUCGGUAGUCAACAAGUUCGUAGAUAAAAAGAUUAAGCUAGUCAAAUCUUUAAAGGUAGAAGAGACGAUUAACGAGGAAGAAGACGAAGCUAAGAAAACCAAGAAAAAAAAUACGUGCGCGUCGAAGAGUAAAGGUACGCAAGAAAAGAAGCCAAAAUUAGCCAAACAUAUGAAAGCCAAGUUGCCGCAGAAGAAUUCAAAGAUUUGCGCGGUGAUUAAAGCGGAAGACAAAUUGAAAACACUGGCUGAGAAAAUGAUUUUGAAGAAGAAAAUCGAGCUGAAGGCCAUAGAGAAAACGUUGAACGAAACUAAAAGAGUUUCACACGGCAACGUGGUAAACGACAGAGCACCUACGCCUGAAAUAAAAAAUGAGGUUUUAGAGGAGAGAGAAUCGGAAAAGGAUAAGGACGAAAGUCCUAGACCAAAGUCGCCGGACGAGAAGAAGCCUAUGAAGAGUAACGCAAAGGUUGGUAAGAAGGUUCCGAAAAAGAUAUCGAAAGGAAAGGUACAAACCGAGAGCAACAAUCAAAGAUCUCCUUCUCCCGUGGAAUCUGCCGUGGGGGAAUGCGUCAAACAAUCUAAAGAGUGCGAUGAUGGUGUAAAACCGGUGGCUGGUACGAAGAAAGAAGAAGUCAAUAACGAAAGUGUCGUUCAAAUAGACUUAAAAGUCGAGGCAGUUAACGGAGGUAGUACCAGUGGUGUUACAUCGGCGUCCGAAUCGGACGAGGAUUAUGACGAGGACAACAAAAGAGGUAAGCAGAGAUACGCGAAGAAAAAGGAGAGAUCCAAUUCACCGUCCGACGAACGUGCUAGGAGGAUGAGACUUUUUGGAUUCUGGAGCGGACCAAAGCGACACAGAGUGGCAUCGUUGAACGCUUUGGCCAAGGUACAUUGCCUCUACGAAAAUGAAACUGGAGGAGUGUAUCUAGGAGGCUUCUGUAAGCCUAAGCCGGAGAAAGAGAAGCAAAAGAAGAAUAAGGAAGAAAAGGAGGAGAGUCAAGCGCGUAAAGAAAAGGAAAAGAAGAUUGAGAAGAAGUCGGAAGAACUUCCAACUCCAAAGAGAAAAUUGAGAAAUGUGCCAGGAUUAAGGGGGAAGCAUUGGGACAUGUUGGAAAGUUCUUCCUCUUCUCCCUCUUCGGACGAGGACUACGAGCGUGAAAAAAACAUUGAACGUUCUAAGAAGAAAGUAAUUAAGAGAAGAAAGAGAAACGAAGAGGUUAUGGAUUUGAAGGAUAUGGUUGUGUGCAAAAGGAUGGCCAGUCUCAACGCGUCAGCAAUUUUGGCUGCAUCAUAUUCGGACGAAAAGAAUCGUUGCGGAUCUAGUAGCGAAUCCUCGAGCGAAUCGGAAGUGGAGAUUAUCAAGAGACGCAGGCAACACGAUUCGGAUGCGGAGAAAAAGAAGGGAAGGCAAGGCUCGGAUCCGGAUGACGUUCUAAAGCCAUCCAAAAAAGUUGUGAUCGUUAAUCAAGAUACGGAUGUAACUAUAACAGGUGUUUACGUUAAUCAAACACGGUCGACGCAUCACGAAGGUUUCUGCAGUAUCGCUGGUAUGCAAUACAGAAUCAGUUCGACCAGUCACACACAAACUGCAGCUACGGCGGUAGCUACUGAACUUCACGACCAGCAAAAGACGGAGCAACCUUGCAAAUCUUACACGCCGUUGGGUGCGUUAUCGUCUAUGCAACCACCGGGCAGUCAAGGAAAUCAUCCAAAUAUGUCACCGCGAAGGCAUUCGGCGUUUUCAGCGCCGCAUCAGCACGGGUAUUAUCAGCCGGCUGGACCACUGAUACAGCACCCGCCAACAUUACCCCCGGUUAAGGGUCCACCACCGGAACCAACUCCCACGCCUCCUCAAAACUCGGAAGGCUCGGACGAUUUGGUCGCGACAUCGACCACUUCCGGUGGUACGAGUAGUACAGGUGCAUUCAGAUAUUCCUAUACAGUGGAUAUUCCAGGUGGAGGAGGCUUUUAUAGGGCAUAUUGCCCUUCCUAUUAUAGCACGCCACCUCAAUAUCAAGAUCUCUGUUAUCCACCUACGUACACCCAUCCUCACGCUCAUCCACCGCCGUACUACAAGUACGCGCCAACUUACAGAAGAUUUCUUUGUAGGCAGUACUAUGGAUAUCAGGAGACUGGCGGAGGCGGAGGACCGGGAGGUGGAGGCACGGCUGGUGGUCCUGGAGUCGUCGACUAUCAACCACCGCCACCGCCACCCGGAGAAUAUCCCUUGCCUCCGUAUUACGGGGGUUACCCUCCACCACCACCUCCGGCUAAUCCAGCAUAUCUUCAUUCUCAGGGAAGACCUUUCGUAGACCACGCAGCCUUCCAGGGUUGUCCGUGCCCGAUGCAGUCAUGUCCAAAAAACGUGGAUACUGGGCCCCUUAUUGGUAAUGGUAAGGGAGCGCCAGUGGUAUCGGGGCCCGGUCUGUCAUUGCCGCCCAGUGCUUUGGUAGGUCCGCCCUCGCCAGCGAGGGGGCUAGCCGGGCUAGCGCCACCUCAUGGUGCCAAUGCCUGGGAUACGGAUCGUGUCCAACUCAACACUUUACGCAACCUCAAUCAAAGCCAACCGGCUGUCCCACCGUCUCAUAAUCUCGUCGGUGGUCAUAAUCGUUCUCAGAACUCUGACUGCAGGAGCAAGGACGAGAAGAAUCGCGCCGAGGACAAGUUGAGAAAGUGUGCCUGUCAGAAACACGGCUGCACGUCUACUUGCGAGGUCAAGAUGGAGACACUCUCGCCGAGCGAAAAGCUCACGGUUGGGAACUGUCCGAGCAGCAAGUUUCACGAAUUCAAGCUCGAGAACAAUAACGUUAAGUGCGAGUCCUGCAGCGUCGAGAUCGGGGAUAAUUUGAGUUGCGCGGCGAAUUGUAACGUUAAAUGUGAGUCGGACUACAAGUGCGAUAUCAUGAAGUGCGAGCAGUGCAUGAAAGAGAGCAAAAUGGCUAUAUUGGAAAUUGACAAGGAUUCGGGUAUUUUGUUGAUCGACGAUAAGCUCGACGCUGAUCCGGACGUGAAGGAGGAGCUCAACGACGUCGUGGUCAUAGGCAACGAGAGUUGGAAAAAGCCGGAUUACGAGCCGACCGUUCAAGAAACGGUCGAGGAUAAGGAAGAGAUCGUCGAAAAGAUUCCGGUUGAGGUGGAGCAACCAAAGUGUCAAAAGGUAACCAAACGAAAAUUGUCGUUGGACAGUCUGUCGGAUGGUCGUAAGAAAAGAAAGGUUAGCAAGAGAACUCUGUCGGUCGGCUCGACUCAAGAUCUGAACGUGAACGAGCACGCGAGCAAAGCGAUAGCGCCGAUCGAGCCGCUUCUCGACAAGGUGGACGAUGUCAACGAAGCGUGCGUUUCGAAGAAGAAACAGGCCAAGAAGGAGAGUCAGGUUCAGGGCCAGAAACGUAAAGCCGAGACUCCCAACAGCUCGGAAUCCGCGUCGAAGAAGUCGAAGAGUACGAAACAAGCGGCGAGUAACAGCGCGACCGGUAACUCGAAAUCUCCGGCGAGCGAUACUUCCAUCAUGGAGACCAUCGACAAGGUGAUACAGCAGAGCUUGCAAAUGACCCAGAAGAAGGAUCGCAAAACAAAGUCGAACGACAAGUCGGAAGGUAAGAAGAACAAGGGUACUAGUAUCUUGAAGAAGGUCGGUAAAAAGUUGGGCUUGGCGAAGGAAUUGGAGAAACUGUCGAAGAUAGUAACGAAGAUCAGUCAGACCAAGGGUAAAUCUGAAAAGACGAAGGCAAAAACGCAGGACGUCAAAUCUAGAAACAGGAGCAAGGGCAAGUCGCAGGAGACAAAGUCUAAGGCGCAAGAUGCGAAAUCGAAAGAUAGCGCCAAGAAAAACGAGGUGGCGAGCAAAGGUGGCAAGGCCGGCGGUGAGGCUAGCGAAGAGACGAAGAAACCAGCAUUGAUUAAGAAGAAACGGAAGAGCACGAAAAAGUCUAGCGUAAAGAGAGCUACCUCCAAAGCCGAGGACACCGUAGGGGGGAGCGAAAAUUUGUCGCUCGCUAGAAAAACGUUCUUGAAGCCGAAAUGGAGCAACGGCUGGAGUUGGGAGGGUGACGCUUUCGAAGCCAAAGUUUACUUAACGAACGAGGAGUCGGCUAUACGUCGAUGUUACGCCAGCAUGAAGCACGAGAGCGGCGAUGUCCUGAGACCCAGAGACUGCGUUUUACUUAAGAGUGGACCAAGGAAGGCCGAUUUGCCGUUCGUCGCGAAGAUAGCUGCGCUUUGGGAAAAUCCGGACGACGGGGAGAUGAUGUUUUCGCUACUGUGGUACUACAGGCCGGAACACACGGAGCAAGGCCGUACGCAGUGCGACACCGAGGACGAGGUGUUUGCUUCUCGCCACAGAGAUGCCAACAGUGUCGCUUGCAUAGAGGACAAAUGUUAUAUUCUAACGUUUAACGAGUAUUGCCGCUACCGCAAGAAUUUGCGAAGAAUCGAAGAGGGUUUGGAAAGUCCCGGUUUAAUAGUUCCACCGGGGGACCAAGUAUAUCCGAGAAAGAAUCGGCAACCGCCGAUACCGGUACCGUCGGACAUGGUACUCUUCUGUCGGCGCGUUUACGAUUAUCGCGGGAAAAAACUCGUGAAGAAUCCUGGAUGACUCGAAUUCCUAUAAGAUACUUCGAAUAGGAACCAAUGGAAUGCACAAAGUUUGCGGGCCACAUUGAAACUGGACGCAGGUCUCCCCUCAAGCUUAAUAGCGUCGUACCGAGCGAUUCUUCUUGAUCUCUCUCUCUCUCUCUCUUUCUCUCUCUCUCUCUCUCUCUCUCUCUCUCUCUCUCUCUCAUUCUCUCACUGUCUCACUCUCUCUUCCUCUUCUCCUUCCCCCUUCUUUCGUUCAGUCGUCAAUUUUCGACAGGAUCCGAUCGCUUUUGUGUCAACUCCGAAGACGUUUUUCCAAGGUCUACUUCUCUACGUAAUUUCUUUCCAACUUCCCAGAAUAUAUUCCUAUCGUCUUAUUCUUUCUUUCUAUAUUAUCAAGUUUCAUUUUAUCACGAAGCAUAUGCUUAAGUUAUUGCGAGAUGAUGCAAAUGAGAUCACGAUGAAUCAUUCAUAAGAAACCUGACGAUAUCCGUUUCUAGAUUACGCGUCGAUCGAACGAUCGUUUCUAAGAUGCAACAAAAAAGACAACCGUUUGUUAAUCGUACGUACAAUCCCACGCAUAAUUAAUAUAUAUAUAUAUACAUAUAUAUAUAUAAUACAUACAUACGUAUAUAUAUGUAUAUACGUGUGCAUGUAUGUAUGUGUGUGUCUGUACAUCUUCGAUAUCUUCCCGAUAUCUUUCCUACAUCAAUAGAACGAUAGUAGAGGAAGAACACGAUCGUUCGCAAUCGACGCGAAUCGUCGCGUAUCGACGACGUGAGAGCGUUUAUAGCGAAUUAGUAGAAUUUGACAAUUUUAUAGAAGAGAAUAUAAUAUUUUUUGCGACAUAGAGCGUGUACGAGCUUUAAAUGAAUAUUUUUCACAUAGGAGGUACAAAUAUACGACGCGGUCGUCUGUUAAAAGCGACGUGAUCUUUCUUGGUGGGAACCUUCGGACAGUUUCAAGGUAGGAAUCAAGAAAAGAAAAAAGAAAAGAAAAAGAACAAGAAAAAGAAAAUAUCGACCACAUUUAGCGAAGAAAAAAAAAAAUAAUAAUAAUAAUAAUACAGAAAUUUAGCGAUGUAAGGAGAGAGAUAUGCGUUUUCUCGCGUUUCGAUUAAAGAAAAGAAACAUUCUGGUAGAUUUAACAACAAGUGUGACGUGACACUUUCGUAAAUCCGUUUUGCCGUAGCAUCCAUCGUUCUAAGUGAACAUCGUAAGGUACUCUGAAGUUUGACGAGAGUACGGAACUGCGAAAUUAAGAUAAUGAAUUCAAUUAGAGGCAAAUAACAAAAAACUGGAAGAAAGAAAGAAAGAAACAGAGGAACAUGGGGGGGAAAACAAAAUCCAAGAAAAAGGAAAAACUGUCAGGCCCGCGCACACGCAUCACCCCGAAUAUUAUCAUUAUUAUUAUCGUUGAUCGACGAUGUAAAAUCCAUUUCUCGUGGUCCAGCAAGUAUAGUAGAGAAGGUAGAACGAUUUCUGGAUGUUUCUAAAUCUCGAUUUGAUCGAUGAAAAAAGAAAAACAAUUAAGAAAUAAACAAAGAGGAAUAAAGAA
Vespula pensylvanica (western yellowjacket) is the source of this 7531-nucleotide messenger RNA. RefSeq lists its product as uncharacterized. Gene Ontology annotation, molecular function: chromatin binding. The record is from RefSeq and is a predicted model, not a curated record. The coding region runs from base 582 to 5993 and encodes 1803 amino acids. The transcript is spliced from 12 exons. Lineage: Eukaryota; Metazoa; Arthropoda; Insecta; Hymenoptera; Vespidae.